AUGGACACCUCCCGUCCGCUCAUGACCGAGUUUUACCUGACGACGCUGUGGACGUACACGCCCAAGGCGGUCGAGGAGGUGAUUCGUGACAUGGAGGCGAAGAAAUUUGAACGAGCCGAAUUUGUCUAUGACAGGGACUACAGUUGGUUCAAGGUCAGCUGUCGUGAGGACCAGGUAGACGAAAUCCGUUGGCAGUUUUGCCUCCUCGCUCGCGAAUUCGAAGACGAUGUGUUCGAUGACAGCGAAGAGGACUUGUUGAGCUUGGAUGGCUCUCUCAAGCCAUCAUUUGAAAACGAGUGGUUCACUCAAGAUGACCCGCCUCCUGACGUCGGUGAAGUUGACGAGCAGUACUGUCGCCCCAGUGCCCUGGACAAGUACCCUUGCGUCGAGCUCUGGGAUGACCUUGAUAAGGGCAACGAGCCUUACUCAUACUGGGAGAUCAUAACCCCCAAUCAAGCUAGGGCGUUGGUAUCUGAACUAGGCAUCGCAUUUUCUCCAGCCCUUGCCGGAAGACUGGUUUUCAUUGGGGGUCACAAGAAGCAGUCCAUUGGUGAAGCCAUGGAAAGACUCAGAGUCCUGCUUAGUGUCAGGAAACUUUCAUCUCCUCCACCGAGAGUAGAUCACCUCGUAUAUGCAGAGGAUAGCCGCAGUCCAGUCACGCCCGGUUUGACGGCUGAUAUUCGAUACCUGACCAACAUCGACCCAAAGCUAGUUUCUUCGACCCUUAUCGAUCGGCUCCUGGUAGCGAACCUGGCAGACUCAUACGAGAUACUCUAUCGGGAGGCAUCUUCAAUUCGCAUCUGCCCUUGGUCCCCUCACAAGGGUUGUUACGUGUCCUUACUCGGCCCAAAGGUUGCCGCUCGACCAAGAGACAAAACAGCCCUGGGAAACCGGCCUGCCAUAUUUACCAGGAUGAUUGACAAGUAUACGCCCACCAAAGAGCCCAACUUUGUUGAACAGAACCAUAUCGGCAGCGAGGCCAGCUUCCAGGUUGGGACUUGGGUUCAGAAUGUUCCGAUCCCUGAGGAAUCUGUUAGACGGGCCGCGCACUAUGUUCUCGACACCGGUUCUCAAGCAGCUGCCAACCCGUCCAGCGUACCAGAGCAUGAGGAUCUCAUGGACUUCAAUGACGACGAGACAACAUUAUGCCCCGGGUCUCCCACGGCCGCGACGUCCAGGACAGCAACCGGGACGCCAGCCUUAACGGGCGCGAAGACUGAAAAGUCAGCUUCUCGCCAACCUCCCUCCGCCCUUCGAGCGCAGCUGGGUGUGUCGAGAGCGAAGGAAAUGAUGGGCUCCCAAAACGAGGAGCUCGCAUUCGCAGGCGAUGGCAGUCUAAUCGACAUGCUUGCUGCUGUGGAUACAAGAAGUGCUGAGGAUAUGCCGAGGUCAACAAUCAACUGGGGGAUGGCCCCUCUUAUUCCGCUACCCGUGGAUAACCCUGCGGCUGGGGCGGGUAACUCGACGCUGAACUUGACAUCCAACCUUCCGAUGAGCCGCGGUGUUCCGCAACAAGGGACCUCUGCCGAGGACAGCCCGGGCGAGAUUCUGACGGAAAAGCACACAGCUACACGUCAAGUUAGCGGUGGUAAUACUUCGCAGUCACAUGGGCUCACUAACCCCAGCGCACAGCUGAGCCUACGGCCAGCUCCUUGGCCCGGAACCGGAGCGUCGGGUGGCCUUCCCGUCGCCGGAGGUUUUGUCAACGAGAUACACGCAGCAAUGGCCAAGCUCUUAGUUACGGGCCCUUAUCGCCGUGGCAAAGUCGAAGUAAGAGCCGAGUUCGGGCGCAUCAUCCUCGAGAAGGUGGAUAAAACUGGUUUGGCAUUCAACAACGAGAGUACACCCAGUGAAGGGUGGGAGAAAGCGAUGUUGCUGCAACGGCUGAAGAGCGACUUUGGAGGAAACCAAAAUAUCCACUUCACCAAAAUUCUUUCCGCGUAUGCCCCCAACAUCGAAGACAUGAUCAACAUCGAGGUUGAAGGGGCUCCGAUUUGGGAGAACAAGCCAAGCUGCGCUUCCACGACGUAUUCUUUUUAUUGUGCAUUACGUUUGUCAAAGCAUAUUCCCCCGUUUAUUGUCGACAUUGAGGAUGAUGGCACACUCAGCGCCGAGCUAUCCUACUCGAUUCGUCUAAACGACAACGUGCAGGAGUGGGACAAGCCAAAACCCAUUUACGUCCAUGCAAUCUGUCGACACUGGGAUUUACGGAUGGUAAUGAACCACGUCAAAACUGACGAGGUAGAAGCCGUGUACGGCUCCUACGCGCGCUCUCUGAUGCAGUCGCUAAGCAUCCUACGCAACGAGAAUGGCGCUUUGGAGCUCCAGUUUGCAGUACCCACUGAAUCCUUCAUGGACGUGAGGGAGGUCCGGAUUCUGACCAAGUGGCGUCAUGCCAGUGUCGACCGCCAUAGCGCCCUCGAAAUCACUGAGGUCCAACAAAUGAAGACGGAACCGUACUCGGGCGGUCCGUAUUCUAAAGCUUCCUGGAACUCGUACGAGGGAAAGCACUCCCGCCCCUGGUCAAACAGGAUGAUCAAAGACAGCAAGGGCGAAGUCGCGCGGUGGUACGAGGCUGCUGUGGUCUCCGCCGAGCUGGAAGACAUGUGUCGACAAAAUGCGCUUCUCAAGGUUGGCAUAAAGGCUGACUGGGAAGUUGAAGAUCUCGAGCACCGCGGCGUGUUUGCGGCACUCUACGCCCCGGCCCUGCAUAUGGUUAGGGCGAUGGACCAUGUUGGCAGACUAGACGACAACAACCUUUCACAGACCAACGGCCACUUGCUGCGCCAGCCCAACGACCGGCCUCCUCCUCAGGUGGUUGGAUCGUCUGUGGUAAAAAUGGGCAACAAGAAGGGUCGGUAA
Molecule: messenger RNA, 2862 nt
Organism: Chaetomium globosum CBS 148.51
Lineage: Eukaryota; Fungi; Ascomycota; Sordariomycetes; Sordariales; Chaetomiaceae
Exons: 5
Coding region: 1-2862 (953 amino acids)
Source: RefSeq, a predicted model, not a curated record